UAACCUGCAUGAAUGACCUGAACAGUCUGACUUUGACAGCUCAGGUUCUGGUCAUCGGGGCCACCAACAGACCAGACUCCCUCGACCCGGCCCUCCGCCGAGCUGGACGCUUCGACAGAGAGAUCUGUCUGGGUAUACCUGAUGAGUCCGCUCGUCUCAGGAUUUUAAAGACUUUGUGUCGUAAGCUGCCGCUGCCCUAAGACUUUGACUACCAUCAGCUAGCUCGGCUCACCCCAGGCUAUGUCGGAGCUGACCUCAUGGCGCUCUGCCGUGAGGCCGCCACGGCUGCCGUGAAAAGGCUUCUGCUGGAAAUGAGGGCUCCUCCACCGAGCCAGCUGCAGAGCUCUGCUGAAGAAGGAAGCAGGGAGCAGGCGGAGGCUGGAAACCACCACCAGCAGGAGGAGCUAUGGAAGUGGCUGAACCUGAUGAAAGCCACAGAGACGCUAUCGGAGGAGGAGCUGGUCGGCCUGUCCAUCCUCAUGUCUGAUUUUCAAGAGGCUCUGUCCAGGGUUCAGCCUUCAACCAAGAGGGAGGGCUUUGCCACGGUCCCUGACAUCACCUGGGAGGAUGUUGGAGCGCUGCAGGAGAUCAGAGAGGAGCUCAACAUGGCCAUACUUGCUCCAGUUCGUUUUCCACAGCAGUUCAAGGCUUUAGGUCUCAGCGCUCCAUCUGGGGUUCUGCGGGCUGGACCUCCAGGCUGUGGAAAAACCCUGCUGGCCAAGGCGGUGGCCAAUGAGUCAGGCCUCAACUUUAUCUCUGUGAAAGGUCCAGAGCUGCUCAACAUGUAUGUGGGCGAAAGCGAGCGGGCGGUCAGACAAGUCUUCCAGAGAGGACGCAACUCGUCCCCUUGUGUGAUCUUCUUUGAUGAGCUGGAUGCUUUGUGUCCACGUCGUUCAGGCCACGAGUCAGGAGCCAGCGUUCGGGUUGUCAACCAGCUCCUUACAGAGAUGGAUGGUUUGGAGAGUCGACAGCAGGUCUUCAUCAUGGCUGCAACCAACAGACCAGAUAUUAUCGACCCUGCCAUACUGAAGCCAGGCCGUCUGGAUAAAACUUUGUACGUGGGGCUGCCGUGUCCAGCAGAUCGUCUCGCCAUCCUGAUCACUGUGACAAAAAAUGGGACCAAACCGCAGCUGGAGAAGGAUGUGUCUCUCGAACAGGUCGCAGAUGAUCAACGCUGUGAUUGCUUUUCUGGCGCUGAUCUGAGAGCAUUAGUGAGGGAAGCAUCUGUGAACGCCCUGAAGGCCCAGCACUGUGGCCCCACACACCCCUCCGACUCCACAGCUGACAUCAGAGUGAGCCGACAGAACUUUGAGGACGCCUUCAGGACGGUUCGACCGUCCGUGUCAAAACAGGACCAGCUGAUGUACGAGCAGCUCAGAGAGUCCCUCAGCAGAUGAUCAAACCAAAACAACACCAAGAACUUUUUGUUCAUGGAUCUCACUGUGGAGGAAUCAUAUAAAUUAAAAUAUGACUAACAUUUUUGACACUUCUUUACUCUGUGGUGUUCAGAGACAUUUCAGCCGUACUCCUGAUUAUCCUUGGAGCUUUAUUUAUUUUUUCAGAUUAUCUGUCUCAUGUCCAUCUGUCAGGACAUACUGACAGUUUUAAAAAAUAUGUAAAAAUAUAAAUACAUUUUUACUAAAGUUACCUAUUGCAGCUUCAAAGUCACCUGUAAUGUAUGUAGAAAACAAAACAAAAUAUUUUCAAUGAAACAGUUCUAUUUAAUCCAAGCAGCUUUUCAAACUGACUGAUGAUGUAAUGAAUGGGGGAUUGAGUUUCACAGAGCCAAACACCAAAGCAGUUUUAACAAUUUUAUUUAAAUGGUGAAUGCUGGAUCUGGAGUAACAGGACACGGGAAUCAGGAGUUCUGAACACAGGAGAAUAAGGUUAGUGGCUGGACUUGACAGUGGGACAAAACAUGAGUAAAGGAAAGCCACUAACCUUUUACUGAAGCGUGUGGGACGGACCRAACUCCUGAGUGACACGGAGAGCCUGGGAUGAUAGUUCGCUGUACUUUCCGUGUUUGUCGGCGCGACGUCGGGGAAAAUCCUUAGAACGAGCUGUGGUCAUUAACGGGAAGGCUGAAGACAAAAACAAGUUAGAGGGGCAAGGACUGAGGCGUGGUCGGGGUACACGGACGUGGGUCAGGACCAGGAAGUCAGAGGCAGCGACGGUGUCAGACGGGGGUGAGGCAGGAGGUUUGAGUCCGAGGAACAGAAGGAGGGUCGUAACGAGGCAGACAAGACGUGACAUGAGAAUUGCUGGAUAACUACUUGGCGUGAACUGUUCAUAAAUCUGGCACUGGUGCUGUGGAGGAGUGGAGCUUAAAUACUAGUGACUGCAGGUGAGUGGAAUGAGCUUGAUUGGAAAUUUCUGUGACGGGAGGGGUGAAGCAAUGAGUGACAACUUGGCUGUGAGAAACUAUGACAUGAAGUGAAAGCAGGACAGGCGUGAUUCAUGACAGAUGAAGCAGCUUCUCAGUAAAAUGUCAGGCAUUAGAACAUUUUUAUGCCCAUUAAAUGCUGUUCCAUCAUUAAGUAAUUUUAAAUCUCAGAUAAACAAUAAAAUAAAGAAAGAAGAAAAAUAAUAAUCACCUUGWUCCUUCUUCUACUUCCUCCCAGAAGUUAGAA
Messenger RNA from Austrofundulus limnaeus, 2630 nucleotides. RefSeq names its product nuclear valosin-containing protein-like. NCBI's taxonomy places the organism in Eukaryota, Metazoa, Chordata, Actinopteri, Cyprinodontiformes, Rivulidae. Gene Ontology annotation, cellular component: nucleus. The record is from RefSeq and is a predicted model, not a curated record. Gene Ontology annotation, molecular function: ATP hydrolysis activity; RNA binding; ATP binding. Gene Ontology annotation, biological process: ribosome biogenesis.